UCCACCUGGGUAUUUCCUCCUAGCUGAUGGUGGCUACCCAUGUCUACAGGAACCCCUGGCCCUUAUCACACCAUAUAAGAGGCCAGUGAGAGGCAUGGCAGAGCAACGGUUUAAUUACCAUCAUUCCAGAGGUCGCACAAUCAUUGAGCGUGCCUUUGGAAUGAUGAAAACCCGCUUCAGGUGCAUCUUUUUAGAAGCACUUGAAGUACAUCCAGUGUUUGUCCCUAAGGUGGUGACAGCGUGUGUAAUUUUACACAACAUUUGUGUUGGUGUUGGGGAUGAGCUGGAAGAGGCUGUGGAGGAGGACGACAACCAGCCACCUCUGGAGCGUGAUGGUGGGGAGAGCCGGAGUGGAGCAGCUUGGCGGGCCACGCUGACCAACGACGUGUCUGCACUGCAUGAGGCACCCCUGGACCACGACUAUUUUUCCCAGGUGAAUAAUUAAAUGUGUGGAAGAUGACACAUCCAAGUACAUAAAAGAAAGUUUGUUGUUUCUAUGACUAUUAAGACAAAUAACAUUCUUCAAAGUUACC
Messenger RNA from Sander lucioperca (pikeperch), 533 nucleotides. RefSeq names its product putative nuclease HARBI1. The transcript has 2 exons. Lineage: Eukaryota; Metazoa; Chordata; Actinopteri; Perciformes; Percidae. The coding region runs from base 95 to 445 and encodes 116 amino acids. The record is from RefSeq and is a predicted model, not a curated record.